AUGGGCCGCUAUGUCGUCAACAAGCUGCUGUUCGCGAUCCCCACGCUCUUCGCGGUGCUGACGCUCGUCUUCGUGAUCACCCGCAUCAUCCCGGGCGAUCCCGCGCAGCUCAUCCUGGGCGACCAGGCCAGCGCCGAAGCCAUCGCCGCACUGCAUGAGCGCCUCGGCCUCGACCGCCCGAUCUACGUCCAGUAUUUCGACUUCCUGGGCCAGAUCCUGCAGGGCGACCUGGGCCAGUCGCUGGCCAGCGGCAAGCCGGUGGCCGAGGCGAUCGGUGCGGUGCUGCCCUACACGCUGGAGCUGACCCUGGCCUCGCUGGUCUUCGGCUCGGUGAUCGGCAUCCCCCUGGGGGUCUGGGCGGCGGUCAACCGCAACCGCAUCCCCGACUACCUGACCCGCAUCGGCUCGCUGCUGGGGCUGUCCUUCCCCGCCUUCGUCUCGGCGGUGAUCCUGCUGCUGGUCUUCGCCAUCCAGCUCGACCUCUUCCCGGUGAUCGGCGACGCCAAGUUCGACGAGCCCGGCGACCACCUGCGCAGCCUGGUGCUGCCGACCGUCAACCUCGGCAUCCUGAUGGCCGCCUACAUCACGCGGGUCACCCGCUCGUCGAUGCUGGAGGUGCUGGGCGAGGACUUCAUCCGCACCGCCCGCGCCAAGGGCGUGGCGCGGCGGCGCAUCAUCCGCCGCCACGCGCUGCAGAACGCCGUCAUCCCCGUGGUCACCGUGGUCGGCCUCUACCUGGGCAUCCUGAUCGGCAACUCGGUGCUGACCGAGAUCGUCUUCAACCGCCCGGGGCUGGGCAAGCUGAUCGUCGGGGCGCUGGCGCAGCGCGACUACCCCAUGCUGCAGGGGCUGAUGGUGCUCUACACCGCCCUGAUCGUGGGCACCAACAUCCUCACCGACCUCGCCUACGGCCUGAUCGAUCCCCGGGUGAAGGUCUUCAGCGCCAACUGGACCUCCUGGGUCGGCCUGGUGGUCUUCGCGCUGGUGGUGCUGCUGGCCCUGCUGGCGCCGCUGAUCGCCCCGCACGACCCGCUGGAGCAGGACAUCCUGGCCAUCCUCGAAGGGCCCUCGGCCGCGCACUGGCUGGGGACCGACCACUUCGGCCGCGACAUUCUCUCGCGCAUCCUCUACGGCGCGCGCAUCUCGCUGGUCAUCGGCCUGCUCUCGGUCGCGCUGGCCAUGGUGCUCGGCACCGCGCUCGGCAUCGCCGCCGGCUAUCUCGGCCGGCGCGUCGACCAGGUGAUCUCCCAGGCGACCGACAUCCUGCUCGCCUUCCCCUCGCUGAUUCUGGGGCUGAUGAUCGUGGCGAUGCUGGGCCCGACGCUGAUGAACCUGGUUUUCGCCAUCGCGUUGACCACGGUGCCGCAGUUCAUCCGCAUCGCCCGCGCGCCGACCCUGGCGCUGAAGAACCGCGAGUACAUCACCGCCUGCCGGGCGCUCGGCUACGGCGGCCCGCGCAUCAUGGGCCGCCACAUCCUGCCCAACAUCCUGCCGGAGGUGAUGGUCAUGGGCUCGCUCUGGCUGGCCACCGCGAUCCGCGUCGAGGCCUCGCUGGCCUUCAUCGGCCUGGGGGUCAAGCCGCCGACCCCGACCUGGGGCGGCAUGAUCCGCGAGGGCUUCGAGAACAUUCUCGACAGCCCCUGGCUGGCGCUGUUUCCCAGCCUGGCGAUCCUCAUCCUGGUCUUUUCGCUGAACAUGCUGGGCGACGGCCUGCGCGACGCGCGCUCCGAGAUCGGCAGCAGCGGCCCGCCGGCCCCGCACCCGGGCGACGCCGCGGCGGAGACGGUCCUGCAGGUGCGCGACCUGGAGGUCAGCUUCCGCAUCGGCGGCGCCUGGCGCGCGGCGACCCGCGGCGUCUCCUUCGACCUGCGCCGCAACGAGACCCUGGCCCUGGUGGGCGAGUCCGGCUGCGGCAAGAGCAUCACCUGCCAGUCGCUGAUGGGGCUGAUCCGCGAGCCGGUCGGCCGCGUCAGCGGCAGCGUGCGCUACCUCGGGCGCGAGCUGGUCGGCCUGAGCGAGAGCGCGCUGGAGCCGCUGCGCGGCAAGGAGAUCGCGAUGAUCUUCCAGGAGCCGAUGACCGCGCUGAACCCGGUGCACCGGGUCGGCGACCAGGUGGCCGAGAUGCUGCUGACCCAUGAGGACAUCGCCCCCGAGGCGGCGAAGGAGCGUGCCGUCGCGCUGUUCGAGCAGGUGCAUAUUCCCGCCGCGCGCCGGCGCUACCGCGACUACCCGCACCA
Molecule: messenger RNA, 2237 nt
Organism: Symbiodinium necroappetens
Lineage: Eukaryota; Dinophyceae; Suessiales; Symbiodiniaceae
Source: the annotation of a GenBank genome assembly